AAAAAGGACCGCACGCCAUUUUCGUCAUGUUGCUCCGACAACAGGCAUGGCGCACGGCGGCGAUGUCGUCAAGUAGAUGCGUGAGCUCAGUGGCGGGAUUGGGCGUCCCGUCCACGCAGACGAGUCCUCCGAGAGGCAGCGUUGUGGUUAUUACAUCGGGCAAGGGAGGCGUUGGCAAGACCACGUGUGCUGCGAGCAUUGGCUAUGGCCUCGCGCAGUCGGGGUACCGCACGUGCCUCAUCGACUUUGACAUUGGUCUGCGUAACCUGGACAUCCACCUUGGAUGCGAGCGUCGCGUGAUCUUUGAUUUCAUCAACGUCAUCGACGGCAAUUGCCGCCUCAACCAGGCGCUGAUCAAAGACAAGCGUCUGGACAAACUGUCGCUGCUCGCGGCAAGCCAGACCCGCGAUAAGACCGCGCUGACGGAAGACGGCGUGGCCAAGGUCUUGAACGAGCUCAAGACGCAGUUCGACUACAUCGUGUGCGACUCCCCGGCCGGCAUCGAGUCCGGCGCGCACCACGCCAUGUUCUUUGCCGACGAAGCCAUCAUCGUGACCAACCCCGAGCUGUCGUCUUGUCGAGACUCGGACAAGAUGAUCGGGUUCAUUGCGAGCAAGUCGCUGCGCGCCCAGCAGGGCCGGUCGCCAGUCGUCCAGCGCCUGCUCAUCAACCGCUUUGACGCGUCGCGCGCCGCCAAGGACGACUGUCUCUCCGUCGAGGACAUUCAAGAGAUGCUGGCGCUUCCCCUCGUGGGCGUGAUCCCCGAAAGCGUCCAAGUGUUGAACGCGUCCAACAUGGGCCAGCCCGUGAUCGCGUCCAAGGACGACAAGGCGGCCGUCGCGUUCGAAGACACCGUCGCGCGCUUCCUCGGGGACGACCGACCGAUGAAGUUCCUCGUGCCAGACAAACCCACGUCGAUCUUUGGCCGCUUGUUUGCCUAACCCUACGUACAGUAGGUUAACAACCCCGUUAAACUACUACGCAAACCACAAAAGCCCACUUGGUUACAAU
Messenger RNA from Aphanomyces astaci, 1011 nucleotides. RefSeq names its product septum site-determining protein MinD. The record is from RefSeq and is a predicted model, not a curated record. Lineage: Eukaryota; Oomycota; Saprolegniomycetes; Saprolegniales; Verrucalvaceae. Gene Ontology annotation, molecular function: ATP binding; ATP hydrolysis activity. Gene Ontology annotation, biological process: negative regulation of cell division. Bases 27 to 941 code for a protein of 304 amino acids. Gene Ontology annotation, cellular component: cytosol; cytoplasmic side of plasma membrane. The transcript is spliced from 2 exons.